Capsicum annuum is the source of this 407-nucleotide messenger RNA. RefSeq lists its product as uncharacterized. The annotation marks the transcript as partial. The transcript has a single exon. The record is from RefSeq and is a predicted model, not a curated record. NCBI's taxonomy places the organism in Eukaryota, Viridiplantae, Streptophyta, Magnoliopsida, Solanales, Solanaceae.
AUGGAUGGGUGGGUGGAUGAAUGGAUGGAUGGACGGGUGAGUGGAUGGGUGGGUGGAUGGAUGGACGGAUGGUUGGAUGGGUGGACAGAUGGGUGGAUGGAUGGAUGGAUGGGUGGGUGGAUGAAUAGGUGGAUGGAUGGGUGGGUGGAUGAGUGCAUGGGUGGAUGGAUGGACGGAUGGAUGGGUGGAUGGAUGUGUAGGUGGAUGGGUGGGUGGAUGGAUGGAUGGGUGGGUGGAUGGAUGGAUGGAUGGACGGGUGAAUGGAUGGGUGGGUGGAUGGAGGGUGGAUGGAUGGACGGAUGGUUGGAUGGAUGGACAGAUGGAUGGAUGGGUGGAUGGAUGUGUAGGUGGAUGGGUGGAUGGACGGAUGGAUGGAUGGGUGGGUGGAUGAAUGGAUGGAUGGACGG